AUGUCGCCUGGAACGGGAGCAGAAAAUUUUUCGCCAGAGGAACUAAAGAAAUGUCUAAAUGAAAUUUCGGAGACGUCGACCACAAACUUAGAACUGUCAGGGAUUAAUUUGUCAGCUUUUCCACCUGAUAUAUUUUCAGGGUUGGCAAAUAGUUUGGUCCAGCGACUUAAUCUAUAUGGAACUAACGUCAAUAUAUACAACCAGGAGAUAUUCUCAAUCAUCCCGAGACUCCGCCAUCUUGAACUGGUCUUCUGUAACCUCAACGAAACUCAUUUAUGGCAUUCGGACACCCUCGAAAACCUCAGUUUGAUGAAUAACCGACUUACAUCGUUUCCCAGAUUUUGUGUGGACGAUAAACCCGUGUUCCUUAAUUUAACAUUUCUUGACUUCAGUUUUAAUUUCCUGACUACUUUAAAACCAUCGGACAUUAAUUGCUUGAAACGACUGACAUCUCUCAAUAUAGACAGGAAUCCACUGUUUGUAAUAAAGAAUAAUACCUUUGUAGACCUACCAACGUUAAAAACCCUUUCUUUAUCUGGAAUUCGGAGUGUGUAUUUUACCAUCGAGUCACGUGCCUUCAAUAGCAAAUCAUUAACAGAACUUGACUUCUCUAACCAAAUUCUAGACUGGUCACGGGUGAACAUGAAUCUAUUAACCCUGUGUCCAAAUCUCGAGGUCUUACUCUUAUCAGGUAACUCCUUGGCAACUUUUAACGAGGCAGAUUUCUACACGUUCUUGAGUCCACUGAAAAAUCUCAAAGAUAUAGACCUCGAUGUAACUGGGUUAGGAUAUCUUCCACGAGUAAUUAGUCAGAAUCUCACUCACUUAGAAAAAUUACACGCCGACAGAAAUGAGAUCUCCAGUUGGCCUGACGAUUAUUUUACCUCUUUAACAAAUUUACGAGAAUUGGGCCUGACUGGAAAUUUGAUACAGAUUAUCUAUAAAAAAUCGAUCUCAGAAAGCCUGAUAGCACGAUUAGAAUUGAUAGGACUAGAGGGGAACCCGUUUGUCUGUUCAUGUCAGCUGCUGUGGUUCAUCAGCUUAUUAGAACACACCAUGUUUAAAGAUAACCUCCUGGAAAAAUAUAAAUUUCGCGGUUAUCCAGAAAGGUAUUUAUGCGACGCACCGCUUAAAUGGAAAGGAAAACAGAUAUCCAGCACACCUAUUUCGGAGAGAUUCUGUUUUCUUCCGUCGCCCAUAGCUAUCAGUUUAAUAUCAGCUGUAUCGAGCUUAGUUCUAUUCGUUUUGUGCGGAUCAUUUGUGUUCCGAUACCGAUGGCAUUUUAAAUAUGCUGCCUACAUGUUACGAUUCCAACACCGUCGUUUCCAACGUCUGGCUGAAAAGGGAGAUAAUUAUAAAUUUGAUGUUUACGUCAGCUGCAGUGAGGAUAACUUGGAUCUUGUUCUGGACGAAAUAGUUCCAAAACUAGAACAGGAGAUGGGACUGCGUCUUUUCAUCCCAGAACGUGACGGAAUAGGCAAUAAAAUUGACGUCAUAUUGCUCAACAUGGAUGCCAGUAGGAGAUCCAUCUUGUUUAUUUCAAAUUCCUACGCCCGAGACCAUUUUUGUGAAUUUGAAGCAACACUGGCGUAUGAGCGAUAUCUGCACGAAAAACAAACUGUAUGAUAAUUAUUUUAUUACAAGAAAUGAACACAUUGAACGUUACUAGGGCUAUUUACAGAAUUAUUAACGCGGAUGAAUAUAUAACUUGGUGUGACGGGGAAGAACAUCGCAGGCUCUUCUGGCUAAAAUUAACGCAAGCCUUGGGCAACAAGGAUUACCUGCGUCCAUAGUGUGCUUCAUAUACAUUCACGUGUGUCAACCAGCAACUCGUUCCAUGUUCGAUCUUGUUGUUGGCCGAGAAAGUUCGUUGGGAUUUUCCUGCGUGUUUCCCCCUUGUCAGUGGUCUAGGACCGAGGACCUAGCAAACGUAGAGUCGUUUGGAUGGAUGAAAAACAGAGGUGCCGUAAAAAAAAAACAAAAAAAAAAAACUCUUGGCAGUUGGAAUUCGAAAUCUUUCCUCAUAGCAAACUGCAUGGUCUAUGUGUGUCUGCUUGAGCAGAAAGGUGGUAAUCUUCCUUGUGCUGAUCUUUUUCUAGAGGCAACCGUCUUAAAACAAAAGACACAAGACACAAACGUAGCUUGUUGUUGGAACAAUUGUGAAUCGAUUGAAUAACUUCGAUGACGGACAAUUCCACGACGAUUGUGAUUACGAUUAUAUUGUCUCUAUAGUGGGCAGAGGGAAGGGGUGGGGUGGGGUGUUAGUUAUAGACCGUACAACGAAGUUUCUAAAAACAACUGCCAAGGAUUCUUUUACGAGCACUCCAAUGAGUACCUGGCGGAUGUCGAAGAACUAUGCAUUACGUUUGGGAGUGAUUAUGUUAAAUGUUUGCUUCUAUUAUAAAGAUAAAGGCACGGA
Molecule: messenger RNA, 2419 nt
Organism: Patella vulgata (common limpet)
Lineage: Eukaryota; Metazoa; Mollusca; Gastropoda; Patellidae
Product: toll-like receptor 7
Exons: 2
Coding region: 1-1626 (541 amino acids)
Biological process (GO): immune response; toll-like receptor signaling pathway; inflammatory response
Cellular component (GO): membrane
Molecular function (GO): protein binding; transmembrane signaling receptor activity
Source: RefSeq, a predicted model, not a curated record